ACUUUCAACUUGAUGGAAUUCUGAUUUCAAAAGUAACUGAUGUUAAAAUUAAAAUUACUGAUCCGGGUGCUAUUAAUGGUAACCCAAAAAUUAUUAUUAAAGCUUGUGCAAGUAUUAGGGAUAUUAAAUCCGUUAAUAUAUUAACACAAAAUGAUAGUAUGCGAUCCUUGAUAAUGGAAUUUGAUGCUGGUACGACACUUACUCAAAUCGCAAAAGCAUUAAAUACUAACGAAAAUACAUAUGACAAACUUAAUGUUCCUUUGUAUGAUAUGCCUUUGAGUAAUCUUUUAGAAAACAUUCAACCAGAAUUUAGUUUAUUAUUCUAUCCGGUAACAGAACCUCCGACAAUGGAUUAUAAACUUAAAAAUAUUCGCAUUUUUGCAAAUAACUUUCCUGAAAUAAAGUUUAUACCAUCUCAAAUUCAUAAAAAAUUAACGAACACAGCAAUUGACAUUUCGAUCUUCAAUCCAUUAGAAAUAGAAAAUAUAGCAAUUGGUCUAAAUAUUAAAUUUUAUCUUUUAAUCACAAAGGAUAAAAAACUUUUAGCAAAUCUUUCUUAUCUAUACGAUAAAAAGGUGGAACCUUCAGAACCUUACACUUUAACUCAAUACAUGAUUUCUAUUAAACCACAAAGCUUAGAUGAAAGCAACAUUACCAUAAAGUUGGAUGAAAUAUUGAAUGCCAUUGAUUUAUAUGAUACAUUCGAAGGGCUUAAUGAAUUUGCACCAAUUCUGUGGAAUUCCAUAAAAAAUGAAUUGAAGUCUGCAAAGUUCAAAUAUCUUGAUUUGUAUAUAAAAAAUUGUCAUAGUUAUAGCGAUUUCCAACUUGGGAUCACGAUUUCGAACUUUAUAAUUAAAGCAGGCGUUAUUGAAGUUAAAGAUGUGACUAUAGAUUUAGAACAUUAUGAUGCAAAAUGGAUUGGAAAAAUUAAAAGCAUAGCUAAAAUAAUUGGAAAAGUUGGAACUUACGAUUGUUUCAUAGAAUACAUGUCACCAACUAAGAAUAACGUUGGAAAUUUGUUAAUCAAAAAUCUUUCAGAACAUCUAACUUUUGAAAUGAUUCUUAAUAUUUUCCAGCUUGAAAACGUUUUUGAUAUAUCUGAGUUUGAAGACUUAUUUAAAUACGCAAAAAUUUUAGAAAUUGAUGUUGAUUUGGUUAAUUCAGAUAAUUCCGAUUUUAUUAUUGAAGAAUUAUCAAUCGUUCUUUGGACAAAGAACCUUAAGUUGGGGCAUUUAACAAUUGAUCAUUUGAAGGCAAACAUUUCGUAUUCUCCAUCAAGAAAUAAUACUGAUUCAGCAAUAUGGAAAUUUAGCAUCGAAGGCAAAGUUGAUACGCUAGUUGCGAUUUUAAGUUAUGACAAUGAAAAAUGCAAAAUGCAGGGCACUUUAGUUCCUACACAAAGUAAAACACUUAAAGAAAUUGUUGAUUUGUUGACUACAGCAAAGAUUGCUGGAAAUUCAAUGUUUAAUGAAAUAUGUGAUUCAGAAAUUAUAUCUGUUAAUUUGAACAUUAAUAUUGACAUGAAUAACAUUUACAUCGAAGAAUUUUCAGUUGCAUUGAUGAAAAAAUUGUCUUUUGCAAAAGUAAAUCUCGAUGACUUAAUAUUUAAAUAUAAGAAAGCAAAUAAUUACCACAUUUUUGAUACACAAGUUAAUAGUCAACAAUUACCUUCAUCUGAAAUAGUAUUUGCUUUAAAGGCAACUAUCUCUCGACAAGUAGCUGAUAAUAAGAUUAGUGCAAUGAUAGUAAUCGAUUGCGAUACCGAAUAUGAUAAUGAACUUGUAAAAGCCUACAUUGAGAUUAGCUCAUUUCAGAAACCCCUUUUAUUAUCAGAUUUUCUAAAGCUUUUAACAGGCCAUCAACCUGAUUUACAAGAAUUACUACCAAAGUUACCAGACUUACCAAAGUUUGAGAAUUUUCUGAUCGUUCAAGGGUAUCAAUAUCCCGUAACAAUAUCAGCAAAGCUCCAAAUAACUGAAUUUAGGAUAUCAACACAAAAUGAAGAAUCUUUUACACUUAUAGAAAAUCCCUCAAUUAAAUUAAAGCCUAUGGGGGUGUCAAUUAGUUAUAAUAAAGCAGCAAAAGUUAAAAAAUACGAAGCGUCACUAGACGGGAUAUUUACUUUAAUUGACGGAACAAAACUUAAAUUGGUAAUUGUGAAAUCAAAAGUUGAUAACGAUGAUACAAUUUUUGCCGAUAUAUAUGCUACUGAAAAUGAAUAUUCUGUCGAAAUUUCCAAUGUUGUUGAAACACUUUUACAAUUAAACGGUGAAAGUGAUGAUAAAUGGCAAAAUAGAAAACCUAAGGAAAUGAAAUCACCGAAUUUUGUUGUAAAAUCAACUAAUUCAGAAGCCUACCUUUAUAUUCAUCUUUCCAAGAAAGAUGUAGCUUUAUAUGUGACAAUUGAAUCGAUAGGGAAUGCUUUGCUUUUAGUUAAAAAAUUGAAUGCAAAGCUCUCAUUGAGUGUAAUGAAUAUUUUACCUUAUGCAACAGAGGAAAAAUGGGGAUAUAUAUUUGCGUUAAAGACAUUUGGAGAUUUUCAAUUUGAAGACUUAUUUACUUCGUCUAUAGCAUCAAAUGUAGAUAUGAUACUACCUUUAACGCGUGGAAACCUCGUACUUGUAUCAGAUCAAAAUGCAAUACUUAAUCAGAUUGAGGAGGAAGCAAAUAAUAUAAUUAAAGAAUUCAAUGAUAAAAGACCAGAUUAUGAGAACUUGGAUGAUAUUAUUUCAAUUAAAUUGCCGCUGGAUAGGAAAGACGUUUACAACUCUACAUUAAAACAAGGCGUAAAUUUAUAUUCAGAAAUAAAGAAUAAUCAAAUCAAUCAUAACUCCAAAUAUAUUUUACUAGAAAAUUUUCUUGCCACCAUUUUUCCUGAAUCCGAUUUACCAGAAAUUAAAGUUGCAUCAUACUUGGGCACUAGUGAUUUAGCUAAUAGUGAAUUUAAAGCGGCAAUUAGUAAUCUAAUAUUGUUUGGUGGAUUAAAAUUUGAAAUUAUUACAUUUUCCUACAAGCCAAGUGAUAUUAAUUAUGAAUUAUCUAAAUUAAGUAUUGGCGGGAAGUUAAAUUUCAAAGAUCUUGACAUGGAUCUUACUGUCAAAGGGAAAUUAAUUAUUAAAAACAAAUACGUUCUAGAAGGUAAAAUCAAUUUUUCAAAAGAAAUAAUUUUAGAUGGAAGGAUACUAUUUUCAGAUGGAAUACCUCAUAUUUUAAGCAUUGACAUCAGUCAGAAGGUCGGAAUUGCACAUAUAUUGCAUACAUUCUUUGGCGAUAAGUUAGAAUGGCCAAAAGAUCUUCCGUCUAUCACUUUUUGUUGUGGAGAAUUAUAUUAUUCCAAUUCCAAGGAAGAAAUAAAAAUUGGUGAAAAAGUUUAUGCUGAAGGACUCUAUGCUGAGGCACAUAUAGAUUUCUUUGGCUUGAAAGAUCUCAAAGUAUUUGCAAAUUUUAAUCACGGAAAAAAAAUUGAAUUGAUUUAUGUCGAUAAUGACUCGGAAAUAAAUUUGGGAUUUGUUAAACUAUUUAAAUUCAAGUUAUCAAUUAAUAGUAAAAACAAUAGCAUUGACGCAGAAGGUUUUCUCAAAUUAUUUGAAAUAACCUCUGCCGAAUUUCAAUUCAAAUAUGACAUAAACACACAAAGUUUUAAGGGAGAUGUUACUAUAAAGGACGAUAAACCUGUUCUUGGAAUAACAAAUCCAGUAAUCACAGGAUAUUGGUCAGAACUGAACAAAUUCAUGAUUACAAAAUGGCCAUGUGUUUAUGAAUUAUCAUGGAAGCCAAUGGAAUUUGCAAGACUCAUUGAAAAAGCAUCAGCAAACUUGAGCCAAAUUAUUUUCGGUCUUGAACUUUAUGAAACUUUCAUAGGAAAAUUUACAUUGUUCUUAAAGCAACUCGAAACUCAAAGUGAAAAUUUAAUUUCCUUUUCUCUUGAAGGAAAUUAUUCAAUAAUAAUCGAAAGUGAGACAAAUAAAAGUAUUCCGAUUGAUAAUAUUCAAAUCUCCCCACCCAUUCGAUUGGAUAUCAACUAUCCAGAAAAUAUUGAUUUUGACAAUAUUUUCGAAUAUUUAUUAAACCUUUUUAAAGAAAAACUACAAGAAAAUACUGAGAUACUCAGAGAAACUUUAUUAAAGGACCCAGAAAAAUUUGCUACCUUCUUAGAAGGUUUAAGUAUUGAAACUUUAAUAAAACUAAAGGAGUCUGCAUUAGUUGGAUUAGUAGACAUUGCUGGAGAUAAAGUAAAUGAUCAAACAAGAGAUGCGCUAAAGGAUUGUGUUAAAAAUAUUUUAAGUAAAAUGCAACCUAAAAUUAAACUUAUAGAAGAUAAAGUUAGGGCAGUUGAAAAAGCACAAACAUUAAGUGAUGCUGUGAUUUUAGCCGGGCCUUUGCUUUUAGAAACUGGGAAGUGGUUUGAAUAUCUUGAAUCUUCUAUUAACUUGGUAACGAAAAAACUAAGAAAACUUUUUGGUGACCAAUCUCAAGAAGAAAUAUGUAUUAGAAAAGAAAAGACUGAAAUAGAUGGAAUCGAUAAAAGGAUAAGAAAAACGGUAGAAAAGUUUUUAACAAUGGAAGGUUUGAUUCCAGAACUAGAAUUCACAUUGGAAAAUUCUUUAAAAAUUCAAUGGAAUGCCCCGAUAGAUGCAGAAAAUGAUAAAUUAGCCGUAAAUUUCCAUUAUAAAUUGCCAAUCAUUAUUUUUGGAAAAAAGACGACAGAAAAGGAUAUUAUUAUUAAAAAAGAAGAUAUAGAAGAAGAUAAAUCAGAUCAUAAAAAAUUAUCAUAUAUUUUAAAAGAUAAUUUAUUUGUGAAAUGUAAUAAAGUCCUAGUCAAAUAUAUAAUGGCAAUGUUACAAUAUGAUGGUCAAACUUAUUUGGGAUCGCAAUCAAAAGAGGGAAACAUUGAGCAUAAACCUCAAUUGUACCCUCCAACCAAAUUAAAGCCUGAAUAUAAUGCUCAUAAUAAAAUUCUCACCACCGAAAUAAUUUCAGAAGAUGAGGAUGCCCAAGAAUACUAUUGUCCUGGCGGUGAAUGUAAAAUACGCGUAUUGGCAAAGGCAGAUAGUUGGAAAGAUAGCGAAUUUAAAUAUGCUGAUGAAACAAUACAAUGGAUGUUGCCUCCUGUAUCUGUAAAGUUUAGAUAUUUUUACGAUAAAAAUGAUGCUGAUUGUCUUGAAAUAUUAAUAGAAGAAACAAAAAAUCAACAACCGUUACUUGGAUACACAUAUCAGGUUACAAAUCGUGAUCAUAAAGUUAUUUACCCUUUGGCACCUAAUAAAAUAAAACCAUUCAAAAAGAUUCCGUAUUUAAAAUUAGAAGAAAUAAGAAAAAAUUCGGAAACUCUUACAGCUGAACACUUCAUUCGUGUGAGGGAUGUUGCAAAAGAGGAUUCUAAUUGGAUGGAUUCGAGUUAUACUUAUAGUGAAUCCUUCAAGUUUUUUUCCAAAGUAAAUAAUAUCAGAGGAUCAUAUAAUAUAGAUAAUAAUGUAUUAAAAGUUUUGUGGGACUCCGUCGAAAAUGCCAAAAAAUAUAAAAUUUCCCUAUAUGUUAACAAUUAUAUUCUAGAAAUAAAAUUUACUUCAGAAACCUUCAUUGAAUUUGAUAUCUGGAAGCUUGAAGAAGAGAAAAGUAUAGAACGUUGUUCCACGUCCUGCAAGUCUUAUACUUUUACGGUUCGAGCAACAAAUGAUGUUCUGAAAGAAGACAGAAUAGACACUUUUGACGGACCAGUUACUGUUAUUGAAAAAGAUUUCAAACAACUUCCAAAACCUACCAAAGUUAACAUGAAAAAGGAAUCUGAUAGGCUCAAUGUCUCUUAUCAACCAAUAACACUCACAGAAGGUCUGAAUAUUUUCGAAGGAUAUAAAGUUAAUUUAUAUGAUAUACAGAAACCUGAAAAGGCAAUAGCUGAAUCGCAAAUAAUUAAAAAAAUCACAUCAAGUUAUUAUGAUUUUAUUCUUAAAGAAAUUAAAUUUGAGGAAGAUAAAGAUUACCGAGCCGAAGUGCAUGCAGUUGUAUCGAACGACCAAGCAAUAAAUAGUUUUCCAGAAAAAUCAACUAAAACCAUGAGAAGUUUACCGUUCCCAAAGAAUAUACAAAUAGCAGCUAAAAAUGAUAAAUCUAACGAGCAAAUGUUUGUAGUUUCUUGCGAUUUUAAUCCAAAAAUUCAAACAUAUAAAUUAGGUGUCGAAAAUACUAAAACAGGAAAAACUAUUGAAAAAACAAUCAAUAUUCAAUCUCAGGAUAAAAUUAACCAAGAAUUAUCUCCUGAAAAUUCUGAUUUACUUGAAUCACCGAGCUCAUCAGAAAAGGUCGAAUUUCGUGCUUUUGCACAAGCAAUUGGUGAUGACGAUCAACUUGAUAGUAAAAUUGUAAAAUCAGAUUCUACAGUUACUCAAUUCGCAGCACCUCAGAAGGUCGACUUCAAUUAUAGUCAUGGUAUAUUUUUUGGUCAUGAAUUUGGAGUAAAUUUUGAAAAACCUGAUGAAGGUUAUUAUGAGAUUCAAGUCAUACAAGUCGGAAAUAAUAAAUGUAUUAAAAAAAUGGAAACUGACAAAAAAUCGGAAGUUGUAAAUGUUAAACAAUUGGAUGUAGGUGUAUAUAAAGUACGUGUACGAAGAAUUCCACAAAAAUCAGAUUUCACUAGAUUUAUUUCCAGUAAUUGGAAAGAUUCUAAAAAAUCACAAACUAUCACAGAAAUAAAGAUCUGA
Molecule: messenger RNA, 6698 nt
Organism: Racocetra persica
Lineage: Eukaryota; Fungi; Glomeromycota; Glomeromycetes; Diversisporales; Gigasporaceae
Source: the annotation of a GenBank genome assembly